Messenger RNA from Vanrija pseudolonga, 1897 nucleotides. RefSeq names its product Chromatin remodeling factor mit1 (gene mit1). Gene Ontology annotation, molecular function: ATP-dependent chromatin remodeler activity; histone binding; chromatin binding. Gene Ontology annotation, cellular component: chromatin; nucleus. Lineage: Eukaryota; Fungi; Basidiomycota; Tremellomycetes; Trichosporonales; Trichosporonaceae. The record is from RefSeq and is a predicted model, not a curated record. The coding region runs from base 5 to 1897 and encodes 630 amino acids. The transcript is spliced from 10 exons. Gene Ontology annotation, biological process: chromatin remodeling.
CAAGAUGAAGCGAGCCGGUUCCAUCAACAACAUCCUCAUGGAGCUGAGGAAGGUGUGCCAGCACCCUUACCUCGUCGAUCCCAGCUUGGAAAACUUGGAUCUGUCUCCAGAAGAGCAGCAAAAGCGCCUGACGGACGCGAGUGGCAAGCUCUUAUUCCUCAAGAAGCUCCUCCCAAGCCUCAAGGCUCGUGGGCGGCGCGUGCUGCUCUUCAGCCAGUUCAAGAUCGCUCUAGAUAGGAUCGAAGACUUCAUCAUCGGCGAGGGCUACAAGUACUUGCGCCUCGAUGGCGACGUGAGCCAGGUGCGGCGGCAGAAGGGCAUGGACAAGUUCAACGCCGACAACUCGGACUAUUUUAUCUUCCUGUUGACGACUCGCGCGGGCGGUGUGGGCAUCAACCUCGCGACGGCCGAUACAGUUGUGGUCCAUGAUCCCGACUUCAACCCUCACCAGGACCUACAGGCCAUCGCCCGAAGUCAUCGCUAUGGUCAGAAGAAAUCGGUCCUCGUGUUCAAGCUCAUGUCGGAGAAUGCGGUCGAGUCCCAGAUAAUGGCCAAUGGCAAGAAGAAGCUCGUGCUCGAUCAUCUUGUCGUCCAGAAAAUGGGGCAAGAGACCGAGGAAGGCGAGCUUGAUGACCUCCUGCUCUACGGUGCCGAGGCGAUAAGCAAGGCCGACGAGACUGCUCAAGACCGAGUGUGGACCACCCAGAAGGUCGACGAAUUGAUCGACGGGGCCGAGAAGGAGGCUGAGGAAGAGGCCAAGAGGCUGGCGGAGAGGGAAAAGGAGAAGGAGCGGGAGAAGGCCCAGGGAAAAACGGGCACCAAGGAAGCUAUGGGCUUCUCGUUCGCCAAGGUCUGGGAGACGAACGAAGGCAAGCUUCGGGAUGAGGCGGAUCAGAACGACUCCGAGGAACCUCAAGACUUCGACGAGAACAGCUGGCUGGCAUUCAUCGAGAAUGCAGACAAGGAGCUGGAACGCCAACGAGCAGAAGAGCUCGCCGCUGAGACGAGCAAGGGUCGCCUGCGACGCAAAACGCAGCCCAAGAGCUAUGUCAUCGACGACGAACCAGAUACCCCGAAGAAGGGCCGCCCCAAGGGCAAGGGCAAGGGCAAAGACGACAAUUCCGACAACGAGUUCGUUGCGCCGACGCAGGACGAAGAGUCGGAAGACGAAGUCUCAGACGAGAUUGACUACUCCGACCUCAGCUACGGGGAGAGACACAGUCUGGGGGGCGUUCUGGCGGGCAAGCUGGCCGGCAGGCAAAAGCUCACAAAGCACGAGAAGGAGCUCUUGAGAGCCCACAAGCAGGGCAGACGACUCGCUGCACAGCAAGCCCAGGCUGCGAACGGGAUAGCUGGGCCCGGGCCCUCGACAUUGGCACAAGGUGCCGAGGGCGGAGACCACGAGAUUCUGCACCGCAUGCAGAACCCGCCGACCCAGAUACCGUGUCCUGUGGUGAAGGCUGGCCCGGAAAGCAUUGAAGAAGCCCUUAAACGGUUCACAGCCAGUGAUGCCGUCUACGCCGUUCUCAAGCAGAUUCUUCGAGUACUCCAGAUGGGGCGAUCGACGGCGUCGACAUGCCCAUACUGCGGGCUGCGGUGUGGGCAGGCGGUGCGAGCAUGCGCCGAGGAACGCGGCACGCGCAAGGAUCUGAAGGAGAAGAUUCGCGGCCUCGAGGAACAGAUGACUCGGUACAAUGCGCGAAUCGACCAAAACAGGGAGCAGCUGAGAGCUCUGGGCCGCACUGGAGCCGGCACGUCGGCACAGACCCAGGCCGAUGUGCUGAUCCGCGAGAUCAACGAGAUCACCGGCCAGAUUGAACAGGUUCGCGAGGUGAUUGAUCCGCUGUACAAGGCGUAUCUGGAGUGGCCGAAGGAGGACAGACCUUCCAAUAAUUAG